AAAAGAAAGAAAGAAAGAGGCACCAGAUAGAUCUUGCCACUUCAGCUUCUCACACGUCGAAAUAAUCAAAUUUCCCCUCUUUCUUUCUGUUAAUUUUUUUUCUACUUCCCUUCAUUCACCACUCGGAUUCCAUUUUUGACAAAAAAAAUUUACAAGCCACUGCAACUACAAUAAUCGAUCAUUCUUCUAUCUCCGUUCAGAUCUUACUUCAUCGGCGACCAAAUCGUGUGGCUAUCCUACUCAACCUGCAGUGGCCAUGGCUCCACCGCAGUCUCAGCGAUCUCCAUCGCCCUCUCAACCAUCAGGGAAGAGUGAAGUGUCCGAUUUGAAAUUACAGCUCCGGCAGCUGGCUGGGAGCCGAGCUCCGGGUACUGAUGAUUUGAAGAGGGAUCUCUUCAAGAAGGUGAUAUCCAACAUGACUAUAGGCAUUGAUGUAUCGUCUCUCUUUGGGGAGAUGGUGAUGUGCUCAGCAACAUCAGAUAUUGUUCUGAAAAAGAUGUGCUACCUGUAUGUUGGGAACUAUGCCAAGGGCAACCCUGAACUCGCUCUUUUGACAAUUAAUUUUCUGCAAAGAGAUUGCAAGGACAUGGAUCCGAUGAUUCGGGGACUAGCACUGAGGAGUCUGUGUACACUCCGAGUGGAAAACUUGGUGGAGUAUUUGGUUGGGCCAUUAGGGUCUGGGUUGAAGGACAAUAAUAGUUAUGUCAGGAUGGUGGCGGUUAUUGGGGUUUUGAAACUAUAUCAUAUAUCAGCUUCCACUUGCAUCGAUGCAGAUUUUCCAGCAACGCUGAAGCAUUUGAUGCUUAAUGACCCAGAUACUCAGGUAGUUGCAAAUUGUCUGUCUGCUUUACAAGAAAUCUGGACCUUAGAGUCAGGCUCGUCAGAGGAAGCAGCCAGAGAGAGAGAAGCUGUGCAUAGCAAGCCAGUUAUAUAUUAUCUUUUGAAUCGCAUUAAGGAAUUUAGUGAAUGGUCUCAAUGUGUUGUGCUUGAAUUGGUGGCCAAGUAUGUUCCAUCAGAUAACAGUGAAAUAUUUGAUAUAAUGAAUCUCCUUGAAGAUAGACUCCAGCAUGCAAACGGUGCUGUUGUCUUGGCAACUACAAAAGUAUUUCUACAUUUGACUUUAUCUAUGGCUGAUGUUCACCAGCAGGUUUAUGAGCGUAUCAAAGCCCCUCUGUUAACUCAAGUGAGCUCAGGAAGUCCAGAACAAUCUUAUGCAAUUUUAAGCCACCUACAUCUUUUGGUCAUGCGUGCACCUUAUAUAUUUUCCUCAGAUUACAAACAUUUCUAUUGCCAGUAUAAUGAGCCAUCAUAUGUCAAAAAGUUGAAGCUUGAAAUGCUGACAGCAGUUGCAAAUGAAAGUAACACCUAUGAGAUAGUGACAGAAUUAUGUGAAUAUGCUGCAAAUGUUGACAUUCCAAUUGCAAGGGAAUCAAUACGGGCUGUUGGAAAGAUAGCAUUGCAACAGUAUGAUGUCAACGCUAUUGUUGACCGUCUUCUACAGUUUCUUGAGAUGGAAAAGGACUAUGUUACUGCUGAAGCUCUGGUGCUUGUGAAAGAUCUGUUGAGAAAAUAUCCACAAUGGAGUCAAGAUUGUAUUGCUGUUGUUGGGAAUAUCAGUAGCAAAAAUGUCCAAGAACCCAAGGCUAAGGCAGCUCUCAUAUGGAUGCUGGGGGAAUAUUCUCAAGACAUGAAUGAUGCUCCAUAUGUAUUGGAGAGCCUUGUUGAAAAUUGGGACGAGGAGCAUUCUGCUGAGGUUCGCUUACAUCUUCUUACUGCAGUUAUGAAGUGUUUCUUUAAGAGACCCCCUGAGACUCAGAAAGCAUUAGGAGCUGCACUAGCUGCUGGUCUUGCUGACUUUCACCAGGAUGUUCAUGAUAGGGCCUUAUUUUAUUACAGGCUUCUGCAAUACAAAGUGUCAGUGGCAGAAAGCGUGGUGAAUCCCCCAAAGCAAGCAGUUUCAGUAUUUGCUGAUACUCAGAACAGUGAAGUCAAAGAUCGCAUAUUUGAUGAAUUCAACAGUUUGUCUGUUGUAUACCAAAAGCCUUCUUAUAUGUUCACUGAUAAGGAACACCGAGGGAUACUUGAAUUUUCAGAUGAACUUGGAAAUCUAUCUAUUAGUGUAGAAUCUGGAGAUUCUGUUGUUCCAGCUCAGAGGGUGGAGGAAAAUGACAAGGAUCUGCUUCUAAGUACCACAGAAAAAGAUGAAGUUAGAGAUCCCGGUAGCAAUGGUUCUGCCUAUAAUGCUCCUUCCUAUGAUGCUGCUAUUUCACAACCGCUUGCAGAUUUGGCAUUACCAAGUACUGGCUUAACUGGGCAAGCUCCAGCAUCUAGCUUGGCAAUUGAUGAUCUGCUUGGUUUAGGUUUUCCAGUUGGGACUGCAGCCACACCUUCACCUCCUCCAUUGAACCUCAACCCAAAAGCAGUAUUGGAUCCUGGCACAUUUCAGCAGAAAUGGCGUCAACUGCCAAUAUCCUUAUCAGAGGAAUAUUCUUUAAGUCCUCAAGGAAUUGUGUCGUUGACAGCUCCCAAUGCACUCCUCCGACACAUGCAAAGUCAUUCAAUACAGUGCAUUGCCUCCGGUCGUCAGUCGCCUAACUUCAAGUUCUUUUUCUUUGCUCAAAAAGCGGACGAAGCAUCAGUGUACCUUGUAGAGUGUAUAAUCAACACAUCAUCGGGCAAGUCGCAGAUUAAUAUAAAAGCUGAUGAUCAAAGUUCUUCCCAGGCAUUCUCAACUUUAUUCCAAUCAGCCUUGUCCAAAUUUGGUUUGCCUUGAAACUUGAUGCUGCAUCCUUUUGUACUGUGGAGUAGGCAGUCAUGAAAUUUUGGAAUCCCUGCUUGAAUAUAUAAAAAACGGUGAUAGAUAUUGGGUCCACAUCCUUUCCCCUUCAAGAAAAGGGGGAAAUCAGGUCAGUGUAUAAGCAGAGGGAUUCCAUUGGCUAAAAGAUUUUGUAGUUGUUUUAUAUCCGAUCCAACGUGGUGAUUCAUUGGAAGAUAUUCAGUUUGAAAAACUGAGUCUGGUUUGCAAGUUUGUAGAGGUUUUAUGUUGAUUUUCGGACAUUUAUCCAAGCGUUUACAGAAAUGUGGAAUUUAACUCAUUAACAAUUGACUGCUGAUUGGAAAUCUAUAAUAAUGCUUGAUGCCUGUAGUGUUGCCACUUCUGUGUUGGCAGUAGGUAAUUUUUUAAGAGGGCCAUCUAUUUCAAUUCUGCUGUUAAACGAA
This is a messenger RNA of Lotus japonicus, 3219 nucleotides long. RefSeq names its product beta-adaptin-like protein A. The transcript has 11 exons. Gene Ontology annotation, molecular function: clathrin binding. Bases 257 to 2773 code for a protein of 838 amino acids. Lineage: Eukaryota; Viridiplantae; Streptophyta; Magnoliopsida; Fabales; Fabaceae. The record is from RefSeq and is a predicted model, not a curated record. Gene Ontology annotation, cellular component: clathrin adaptor complex; membrane coat. Gene Ontology annotation, biological process: vesicle-mediated transport; intracellular protein transport.